CGUCACUCGUAUGUGUUUAGGUAGUACUGACGUCCAUAGUGGCGUUACUCUCAGUUUGGCCAUAGAGUCUUCAAAUGGACACAGAUUAUGCGGAACAAACAUCACCAUAGAAAGCAAGUUCCAGCACUACUGUCCAGAACCGAGCUACAGCGAGGAUGUUCCCUUGCCUGUCCCAGAGACCAUGGCAUGUCAUCUGCAGGGUUUCCUUGCAGCACAGAGCGUCCCUGUCACAGCGAUGUCCAAGGGUCCCCCGGCUGUGCUACGGUUGGCAGAGUGGAGACAUACACAGCUUGUGGUUCAGCCUUCCAGAGUGCCGUGUAGCUUCUCCACUGCUGGGCCAUGUUCAGUAUUACUCUACCUCUGGCGGCAGUAAAGAUGAUAAAGAUGGUAAUGCAAAACAAGGAUCUGGAGAUGCUCCCACGGCGGAGAAAGUGCUGUCUAGUGCUGCAAAGUCUGCCUCGGCCCCAUCAGAUUCAACGCCUCAGGGGCUGACUAAAGCUGAGACAAUUCAAGUCAAAGUGCGGGCUGUCCUGAAGAAGAGGGAGUAUGGGCCUAAAUACACUCAGAACAACUUCAUCACUGCAGUCAGAGCAAUGAAUGAGUUCUGCCUCAAACCAAGUGACUUGGAACAACUAAGGAGGAUAAGAAGGCGCAGCCCCCAUGACGACACAGAGGCUUUUACCGUGUUCUUGCGGUCAGACGUGGAGGCCAAAGCACUAGAUGUAUGGGGAAGCCCUGAAGCUCUCGCCAGGGAGCGAAAACUCAGGAAAGAGAUGGAGAGAGAGUACCAAGAGAAUAUAUUUCGAAAUCAGCAAUUGCUAAAGGAAUACAAAGAUUUCUGGGGGAAUACUAAGCCUCGAUCAGGCAAGAGGACAACAUUUCUUCAAGGGCCAGGGAAGGUGGUCAUGGUAGCUAUUUGCAUCAAUGGGCUGAAUUUCUUCUUCAAGCUCCUGGCUUGGGUGUACACUGGAUCAGCUAGCAUGUUCUCUGAGGCCAUCCACUCACUGGCCGACACCUGCAACCAGGCUCUCCUUGCACUAGGAAUCAGCCAGUCUGUCCGCAACCCUGACGCUGUGCACCCGUAUGGCUUCUCCAACAUGCGCUACAUCGCCUCCCUCAUCAGUGGGGUGGGCAUCUUCAUGAUGGGAGCAGGUCUCUCCUGGUACCAUGGCAUCAUGGGAUUGUUGCACCCACAGCCCAUUGAGUCUCUACUAUGGGCCUACUGUAUUUUGGCAGGUUCUCUGGUGUCUGAAGGGGCCACGCUACUAGUAGCCAUCAAUGAGAUAAAGAAGAGUGCUCACCAGCAAGGAGUGUCUUUUUAUGAAUAUGUAAUGCAGAGUCGGGACCCUAGUACUAAUGUUGUACUGCUGGAGGAUGCAGCUGCUGUGCUGGGAGUCAUCUUGGCUGCAGGGUGCAUGGGCCUCACCUCACUAACAGGUAACCCAUAUUAUGACAGUUUGGGUUCCCUGGGCGUGGGCACGUUGCUGGGCACCGUCUCAGCCUUCCUCAUCUACACUAAUACAGAGGCCCUGCUGGGACGCUCCAUACAGGCUGAGCAUGUACAGAAACUUACAGAGUUCCUGGAGAACGACCCUGCUGUAAGGGCCAUCCACGAUGUGAAGGCCACAGAUAUGGGGCUGAGUAAAGUGCGCUUCAAGGCUGAAGUUGACUUUGAUGGCCGGGUGGUGACAAGGUCUUACCUGGAGAAACAAGACAUUGACCAAAUCCUCAAUGAUAUCCAGCAGGUGAAGACUCCUGAGGAGCUGGAGAACUUUAUGCUGAAGCAUGGGGAGAACAUUAUUGACACACUGGGGGCUGAGGUGGACCGCCUGGAGAAAGAGCUCAAGCAACGUAACCCAGAGGUACGUCACGUAGACCUUGAGAUUCUAUAACAUCUUAAGGAUCUCUGCAUGGGAACAUCCCGCCGCAGCGAGAAGAAGAAACUACAAGAGGAAAAGGUGAAAGGAGGGUCAAGCCCACCUUCACACCCUGCGAUCUGCCUCCUGUUCUGACCACCAAAAACAAUCCUCUCUGCACAAGUCAUCAAGUCUUACUGUAGAAUAGUCCAGUCAUUUACUUUAAGGACAGUGUUGGAACAGUGAUUAUGAUUUCUUCGUGUUAAUUCAACUUUGUCAUCAGUUAGUGCUACAAAGGUUUCAGCCUGUCAUAGAUCUACCUUUUACAGUCAGGUACAAGUUAAUGAGGUGAAUGAGUAUGGAAUGUCAUUAGUUUCCUGAAAUUUCAAGAUGUUUUUAUCAAUUUUAAUCAAUCAUUCGAGUGCACAGGCAGUUAUUGCAGUUUAAUCUUCUACUUGUGGCUACUUGUGGCAUGUGCACACAUUCCUGUAUGAAUGUGAUGGAUUUGGUUGAGAUCAUAACAUUUUCAAACUCAAAAACAGGACCAGUGGCAAUUACUAGAUUGUACACAACUGCUAAGUUAUGCUUGAACUGCAGUUAUAGUGUUUUUUCUUUAUUAGAGCAAAGGAAAUCAGAUACCUGAGAGCUAUAUAUCCAUCAAAGAAGAGUUCUUGAACAGUUAAAGUAUGUAGAUAUUUUUUGUACGUAAUAACUGAAGAACUCAAGUUGGUGUAUUGCUAUUACCACUUAUAUAAUGAAGGUGUGAAUUGAUGAAUAGCCUGUAUUGCAGUUACAGGAAAAUAUGCAAUCGUCUUGUUAAAAGAGUUUUGUUGUUUGAUAUUUUUGGUAGAGUUGAAGAGUGGACUGAUCUGACCGUAGCACUUAAUGAGUACUCAAAUUAUGCAAAAGUAUAUUGAAAAACAGGACAGCAUUUCACUGAUAUCAUAAUCUCAUACCAAGUGGCAAAAACAAGCUCUUGAAAAAUUAACUUGGAAACAAAAGAAUGGAAAAUCCAAUAAUCACAGUUAGGUAUGCCUCUAUUGGGCAUGCCAAUCUUAAGGAAAAGAAAAAAAAAAACAGCUCAAAUGGAAAUAGUAAACUCAUCUCCAUGCCAGUAAAUGCUAUUGUAGGCGGAAGCAUUUGUCUCUUUUCAUCACCACCCCUGGCUUGCCUGUUUGCUACUCUGAACGUUACUGCAACGUUCUUCAAAGCUGAGGAUCGGUGUCUUGUUUUGCAAGGCCAUCAGCUUGUCUGUAGAUUGUAUAGAUUGUAUUCUUCCAAAGAUGAAGUACUUUAUGGACCCACACAGACAGAGAAACCACCCGUGUCCCUUUCCAACCAAUGUAAGUGGUCUGCAGCUGACAUUUCUUAAGGGGGCUGGGUUGCACAUGUAAACUUUAAUGUAAUGCAGAACAUGGUUGUUAUGAGAAGAAGUAACAAAACAGUUGUACUAACCCCAUAAAGCACAGUUUUCUCGCAGUUGUUUGGUCACACUGUUGAGCUUCAUGCCCCUCUGUCAUCACGUAAUCAUCAGUGUUCUGGUAAUUCAGGGUGUGGCACAGUGUGUGUACCCAUUUACUUUUCAUUCUGCAGUUUUUCACCACAGACAGGUGUAUGGAGGACGCAGCAGGGGACAGGCCUGCUUAUUUAGCUGUGUUUAAUAUCCUGCUUUGCAUCAGGAGGUAGACUACAGUCGUCUCAGUUGUGUUGGGAGGGAUGGAUAUAUAUUUUAAUGGUGUUCAUAUUGUAAUAUUUCCCUUUGGUGAUUACAGUGUCAUCAUUGCUGAAGGACUUGGAAUAAAUUUAACUUAUUAAACUAUUUUGCUUUC
This is a messenger RNA of Myripristis murdjan (pinecone soldierfish), 3685 nucleotides long. RefSeq names its product solute carrier family 30 member 9 (gene slc30a9). Gene Ontology annotation, biological process: transmembrane transport; zinc ion transport; intracellular zinc ion homeostasis. Gene Ontology annotation, molecular function: monoatomic cation transmembrane transporter activity. NCBI's taxonomy places the organism in Eukaryota, Metazoa, Chordata, Actinopteri, Holocentriformes, Holocentridae. The coding region runs from base 156 to 1892 and encodes 578 amino acids. The transcript is spliced from 18 exons. The record is from RefSeq and is a predicted model, not a curated record. Gene Ontology annotation, cellular component: membrane; endoplasmic reticulum.